GUCCUCGUCACGACAAGUGGCCAUAGCUUUCUCAUAUAGGCACAAGUAGCAAAUUGUAAAGCAGUUGUCCACUUGCCAGCGACCCGUUCGCCGGUGCGCUGAUACGCUUAAGUGUUACUAUCACUUGGAAUCCAUAGCCUGCACCUCCGUCCUUAGGCCACGUGCGGGAGCAGAGCCGCCUGGUUGUUCUCUAGCAUGUCCAUGCAGCCCUGAGGACAGGGUUUCAACCAAGGACUGCCUUGCUGCUGAUAUUCUGGCACGACACACUGUGCUGACUCGCCCGCGCGACCAACCGCGCCCGCGUCUCACCAUCUCAACCAGAGAUGCAGCAAGGCAUGCAGCCGAGCAUGGCUCCAGGAAUGCCACCUGGCAUGCAACCCAGUAUGGCACCUGGGAUGCCGCCCGGCAUGCCGCAAAGCAUGGCGCCAGGAGUACCCCCUAGCAUGCAACCCGGCGUCCCACCAGGCAUGCAGUCCGCCAUGCAGCCUGGCAUCCCGCCCUCCUUCUCCAUGCAGCCCGGACCCCCACAAGGCCCAAACCUCAUGCAGCCAGGUCCCCCAACGUCACUUCCAAGCAUGGCGCCAGGGCCGGCCAUGGGCAUGGCGCCGGGUCCCAUGCCUGGAAGCCACCCCAUGCAGCCCGGGCCGCUGUCCCGCGGUCCUUCUGGGCCCUCCCAGCAGCAGCAGCAACCCCCUCAGCAGCAGCAACCCUCCAUGGCGCCGUCCAUGGCGCCCCACCCGCCGCCCCACCAGACUGCAAUGCAUGCCAUGAUGCGGCCGCAACCGGUGCCGGGAGCUGUGGGGCAGCAAGGACAGGGGAUGCCUGGGCAGCCGGGAGGGCAGCAGGGGCAGGGGGGCGCGCAACGGCCGCAGUACGGGCUGCCGCCCAUGCCGCAAGGCUCCUCUAUGGCUCCCUCCAUGGCUCCCGGACCCCAGCAGCCCCCUGCCUUCCAGCAGCUACACCCCCAGCAGCAGCAGCAACAGCAACAGCCCCCUUACGGCCAACAACGCCAGCCCAUCAAGCAAGAACCCGACAUGCAACCGCAACUGCAACCGCCACAACAACAGCAACCGCCACAGCAGCAGCAACCGCCGGCGUUACCACAACAACUGCUUUCUCAGCAGCAGUCCCUGCAACAACAGCAGCAGGCGGCCGCAGCUCGGGCUCCCACUCCCCCACCUGCCAUGGCUGGUCUGCAACAGGGCAUGCAGCCCGGGGUAGCGCAGGCGGCCCUAAACAUCCUAGCGCUGCUCCGGAUGAACCAGGCAUCUCCCGAGCUGCAGCAGCGUUACCAGCAGCUACUCCCUCUAGCGCAGCAGCAGCAACAACAGCUGCAGCAGCAGCAGCUCCAGCAGCAGCAACAACAGCAAGGUGCCAACGCUGCGGCAGCGGCUGCCGCCGCCGCGGCGGCAGCAGAGAGACGCAAGCUCGCCGCCAAGGGGGUCAAGAAACCCGGCGGCAAGGGAACCGAUGACGACGGUCCUUCGACAUCUGUGUCGUACGGGGCGUACGGAUCUGCAGCACCCGCGCAGCAGGCGACGACGGCGGGGGUCCCUGGAGGCGGUGUAGGCGUGAAUCAGGCCGUGGCGGCAGCCAUGGCGGCAGCAGCCGCCAGCCUGCCUCGCCCCGCGGGGGCACUGCUUCCUGGCGCCAGGCCGGCUGGUAUGCCCGGCAUAGGAGCCUCAGCACUCAGCCCGGCUGCCAUCGCAGCUGCGGCCGCCGUGGCGCAACGACACCAGCAGCCGCAGCCGCUGACGCAACUGCAACAGCAGCAGCAACAGCAGCUUCAACUGCUGGCUAACAAAGCAGCCGCAGCUGCUGCUAAUAAGCCUCGAGUACCGUACAAAUCGGAUCUUACCUACGGCCCUGACGGCAGCGUUAUCGUCAGUGACGAUGGUCCCGACGCGGCGGCGGACGGCGCCGCAGGCGCCGCCGGCGGCGCGGCCGGAGGCCGCGCCGGCACCAAGCGCGCCCGCGGCGACGACGACGGAGAGGACCCGCUAGACCUAUUGAAGGGCAUUGUGGAUAUCGAGGCGGAGAGCAACAUGGGCACGGGCGGGUCGGGUCGUGCGGUGGGUGAUUUCACGCCCAUGUCGGUGCAGGAGGAGUACGUGUUGAAUGAGGAUCCGACGCUGGUGCGGGUGCGCGAUGUGGCGCGGCGGCACGGCAUGCGGAGACUGGCGCCUGACGUUUUCCCCUACCUGGCACUUGCCGUGGAGGCCCACAUGACCUCCAUGCUUCGUUCCGUGGGCCGGCUGGCAGCCCAGCGCGGCGACCCGGGCCGCUCCGCCGCAGGUCCGCCCCACUCGCUGGCUCGCUCCGGUGUCAACGCGCAGCACCACAUCCAGCGGCUGCGUAAGGCGGACGAGGUGACGCUGGCAGCCAAGAAGGAGCAGGAGGAGGAGGCGCUGCGGGCGGGGCUGCUGCCGCGCGCGGAAGGGGGACCCUCCCGCGCGGCGGUGGCGGCGAUGAGUGAGGCGGACAAGGCGGCGGCGGCGCAGCUCAAGGCCAAGGAGGUGCACAAGGCGGCGCAGGCGAAGGCGCAAGCCACCCUCAGCUCCAUCUUCUCCGGCAUCAAGCGCAAGAAGACCUACGUCACGCCGCCUAAUGCGGGAGCAGCCGCGGCCGCAAAGCAGGG
Astrephomene gubernaculifera is the source of this 2638-nucleotide messenger RNA. Lineage: Eukaryota; Viridiplantae; Chlorophyta; Chlorophyceae; Chlamydomonadales; Astrephomenaceae. The record is from the annotation of a GenBank genome assembly.